GGGUGACGGCGCGCCAAGUCCGCAUGUGCCACCUGGUAGCGCCCUGGGGAAGAUCCCGGGCGCAGAGUUUCCUUCCCGGGUGCCUCCGGGGCCCAAGGCCAGCCGGCAUCCUCGUGUCUGCAGGCCCGGGGCCGGCGACGGCUGUUCCUUCCGUUCGGCCGCGGCCCGAUGGAAGAGCCUCCCGGGAAACCUCUCAGCUAUGAGGAAAAGGAAAAGUUGAAGGAAAAGUUAGCAUUCUUGAAAAGGGAAUACAGCAAGACGCUGGCCCGCCUCCAGCGUGCCCAAAGAGCUGAGAAGGUUAAGAAUUCUGUUAAGAAAACAGCAGAAGAACAUGAUUGCUUGUUCCAGCAGGACAUUUCACCACAGCUAAACCACUCAGAAUCUAAAAAUAAAGUAUCUCCUUGUGAGACAUUACAAAUCAGCACCCAUCUGGAUGAAGAAACUGGAGAAAAGACACCUAUCACACUUGACAUUGAGCCUGAGUCCUUCAACCUUGGACAUGGCCCCGUGGAAAGAUUACAUAUACAAAGUGAUAUCCAAGAACAUUUUCCCUACCAGGUCAGUGGUCCUAGUGGUGAGAAAAGGCAGAGUAAGUUGCCAAAGAGAAGAAAGCAGCAGCAGAGAACAUUUACUUCACAGGCAAGAGAAUCUUUCCUUGACACGGAUUCACUCAUACUCUCUGGAAAAAGACUAAAGGAACUGGAAGAAAUCAAUAGAGAGAAUCCUAGAACACCUGUAACUGGAAGAACUUACCUUUCAAGUUCUACGUGUGACAUUCUGGAUUCUCCAGCACCAGUGACAGAAACUAACGUAAGGGGUGUAUUAACUCCACCAACUACCAAACCACAAAGAGUUGUUGAUGCACUCGUAAGAGGAAAUCAUUUCCCCACAGUGUCUACACUUGCUUCAUUUACUCCAUCAAAUAACAGUAGUGGUCAGCACGUUGAACAUAAGCCUCCUAAAGGCGACUGUGAACUCAUUACUCAUGGUUUAAAAAACAUUAUCCCUGCUUCACCUGUAAACCUGGAGGCACAAGACCAAAAAAUGUCUGUCUCUACAGAUAACCCAGAGGUAAAUAAAGCUGUAAGUGCAAGUGGCCAGCUGCCUAGAAGUCCUGACUUAGAGACAGAUAAUUUGUGCUCUGUGAAUGAAUUCGCUUACAAUAACUUAUCAGCAAAUGGAAACCAAAAUUUAAAAGGACAGAAUCACACAGAGGAGUGUUUAAAAUCUCCCCAUAACACUCUUGAUGAUAGAAAUGAAAGUCCUCAGGAAAAAGAGGUUGUAAGUCAAUCUAAGAGUCUUAGCCCAGAAGUAAUCUCUCCUGCUUCUGCAGAAAAUCAAACACAUUCUUGCACAAUGCUCGAAGGCCUUCCAUUUCCUGCAGAAUAUUAUGUUAGAACAACACGAAGCAUGUCAAGUUACCAGAGAAAAGUAGCCCUGGAAGUUGUAAUUCAAAAUCAUUUGGGUGUCAAAAAGAAAGGGUAUAAAAAUAGAAGUAAGGAGGCAACUAAAAAUUUAAACCUUCCCAGUGAAGAAACUGACCAGAGUGGAAUUAGGACCUCUGACACAUGCACAAGACAACCAAACUCAGGAAGUCCUCAGAAACGUCCCUCUUCAACUGAAGUCAACUCUCCCCUUGGGCCCCCUAAAGAUAAUCUUUCCAGGAAGGCAGUUAUCCAGCCAUCUGGUAGGAGACACGGAAGAAAAACAAAGUCAAUCUGCACCCCUGUAUUAGAUGAUGGUGAACUCCUUUUGCCAACUUUUGGCACAUCAGGUGUUAAUAGAUCCAAGGAAGAAGUUGCCUUGAACAAAGAGCAGAAUGGAAAGGCAAUUAUUCAUGGGAAGAAAGAUGAUCGUCAAAAAGAGGACUCCCUUUCUUCCAGAAAUAAUGCUUAUUUGGCUUUGGAUUCUGCUGCAUUCAGGGCUUCAUUUCCUAAGGAUGAGAUGCUAAGUUUAAAGCAACUGUCCUCUGUUCUCAAAACCACAGAUUUUCAGUUACCUGAUGAAGACUUUGGACCUCUUAAGCUUAAGAAACUGAAGUCCCAAUCAGAAAAAUCAGUGGAGCCUUUUGUAUCAAAAAUGUAUGGGGAUAAGCUCCUUAAGGAGGGAAACUGUGUUAUUUUGGAAGAAAUGACACCUACACAAAUUGAUAUUGAAAUGGAGGACUUGGAAGAGGAAAUUCUUGUUCUCCCAGGAAAAGCACAACCUAAAACACCAAACCCAACAAGCCAGCCUCAGAAGAAGGGCCUUUCUUCAUCCAUAGUACUUUUCACUCCUUUCAAUACCGUCACCCCUGAGGAUAAUGACAGACUGAUGGCAGAUGUGUGUUCGCCCGCCUUCCCCAUCCUAGGCACUACUCCAGCUUUCGGCUCCCAAGCACGCUGUGAAAGAGUGUCCACGAAGGUGGUUGGAUCAACUUGCUCUGUACCCCAGCUUCCUCACUUGAAAGACUGUGAUCGGAAGCAAGGCGACAGUUGGGCCAGCCCCUCAAAAUCAGAUGGCAGCCCGGUUGUGUCAGGUCGGGAAGGACAGCCUUCCUGUGGCAAUGAUUCUGGUUCCCAAUCAAAACUUCUUCCCACUGAGUCAGUCACUUCCGAAGAAAAUCAGCUGUGUGGAAAUAUGCACGUGGAGUCAUGGAAACAGUCCACUGAGCAGACUGAAGUAGGAGACCUUCCUGCUUGUAAUGGCUUAAUCCCAGGCCACCUACAAUUGGUUUCGAAGUUAAAGAAUCCUUCUGGUUCCUGUUCCGUGGACGUGAGUGCCAUGUGGUGGGAAAUAGCCGGUUUCAAAGAGCCAUGUAUCAUAACUGCCUGUGAAUACGUAGUUUCUCUUUGGAAACCUCUAGAUACUUGGCAGUGGGAAAAACUUUAUUCCUGGCACUUUACAGAGGUUCCAGUGUUACAGAUAGUUCCAGUGCCUGAUGUUUGUAACCUCGUGUGCGUGGCUUUGGGAAAUUUGGAAAUCAGGGAAAUCAGGUCAUUACUUUGUUCCUCUGAUGGUGGAUGUGAAAAGCAAGUGCUACUGAGUUCUGGAAAUAUAAAAGCUGUGCUUGGCCUGACAGAGAGGAGGCUAGUCAGUAGCAGUGGGACCCUUUGUGACCAACGAGUAGAAAUCAUGACAUUUGCAGAAGACGGAAGAAGCAAAGAAAAACAAUUUUUGAUGUCCCCUGAAGAGACUGUACUAACUUUUGCUGAGGUGCAAGGGGUGCAGGAAGCUCUGCUUGGGACCACUGUAAUGAACAACAUUGUUAUUUGGAAUUUAAAAACUGGUCAGCUCCUGAAAAAGAUGCACAUUGGUGAUUCCUACCAAGCUUCAGUCUGUCACAAAGCCUAUUCUGAAAUGGGGCUCCUGUUUGUUGUCCUGAGCCAUCCUUGUGCCAAAGAGAGUGAGCCGUUGGGAAGCCCGGUGUUUCAGCUGAUUGUGAUUAACCCUAAGACAACCCUGAGUGUGGGUGUGAUGCUCUACUGUCUUCCCCAAGGGCAGGCUGGAAGGCAAGUGUGUGCUGCUGUUCACUGAGUAUGACAUUUUGGAAGGCACGUGUGCAAAUACAAAAAACCAGAUGUUCUUGUGUCACUUAGAUGAAUGGUAAACAUGAAAUACUGCAGACCAUAGUAAGAAUGUCAAGUAGGAAGAAGUGUAAAGUUUAGUAGAUCUCAGUCAAAUCCCAGGUUCCCUACAUUCUUAUCCCCACCAUUAUGGGGUUGGAUAGGUUAUUUUAUGUGUAUUCAAACCCUGUUUUUCCCAUAACAAAAACAUUUCAAAUGCAAAUUAAGUAAUUAAUAUUCUCUACAAAAAUGUCCUUUCCAUAAAACCUAAAUUAAGAAAGUUUUAAAUAUUACUUUGGGAAGGCCUCUUUUACUUUGAAAUCUGACGAGUCUCCAUCGUGCAAGCAAUUGAUAUUUAUCUACUGACUGAUGAGAAGAUCUAUUUAUCAGUGAUACCGUUAUUGGUAUCCCAGGUGUUCUGUGAGCUCUCUAGAGCUCUAAAGUAGUGUUGGUGUUGUUAGGCCAC
Molecule: messenger RNA, 4011 nt
Organism: Panthera uncia (snow leopard)
Lineage: Eukaryota; Metazoa; Chordata; Mammalia; Carnivora; Felidae
Gene: PALB2
Product: partner and localizer of BRCA2
Exons: 12
Coding region: 169-3516 (1115 amino acids)
Biological process (GO): double-strand break repair via homologous recombination
Cellular component (GO): nucleoplasm
Molecular function (GO): DNA binding; protein binding
Source: RefSeq, a predicted model, not a curated record